Poecilia reticulata (guppy) is the source of this 4502-nucleotide messenger RNA. NCBI's taxonomy places the organism in Eukaryota, Metazoa, Chordata, Actinopteri, Cyprinodontiformes, Poeciliidae. The record is from RefSeq and is a predicted model, not a curated record.
UGUACGUCGUAGCGUUAUUCUGCUACUAACAUGUUUGCUAAGUGAGUGAACCAUGGUGAUGGGGACUUUUUAGCUCAGUUUCUCUUGCUGUUGGAGUCAAUUCCUUUAAUAAAAUGACGACUCAACGUAACAACAAUCCCGCCUGAGCUUUUAAGCUCCUCUGUCCGGAGACGCCGUGCGAGCUUCCASCGCCGGUCGGUGGGAUGGAUCCUCUGGGGGCUCGCUCCCAGUUUGUGGAUAUCCAGUCCCUUCCAGUGUGGCAACAGCAGCUGAGUGAGGAAGCCAAGGAGACGCCGCUGGACCAGGGGGACGGCCCGCUCGUCCACGAGGCCUUUCCCUCGCCCUUCCCUUUCAGACCGGACAUCAACCGCAAGAUCAUCCUCUUCACCGGGGACGUCGCCCUGCUGAACUGCACUGCCAUUGUGAACACCAGCAACGAGUCGCUGAGYGACAAGAAUCCAGUGUCGGACAGCAUCCAUCAGCUCGCCGGGCCUGAACUGAGGGAAGAACUCGUGAAACUCAAAGGAUGUCGGACCGGCGAGGCCAAGCUGACCAAAGGCUUCAACCUGGCGGCGCGGUUCAUCAUCCACACGGUGGGACCGAAGUACAAAGCCAAGUACAGGACCGCAGCGGAGAGCUCUCUGUUCAGCUGCUACAGGAACGUCAUGCAGCUGGCAGCGUAUGUGACCUGGUGCGAUAAACGAACAGUGCGCCGGUUCCUGGAGAACCAUGGAAACGGCAUCGACACGGUGGUGUUCGCCGUGUCAGACACAGAGGAGUCUGUGUACAAGAAGCUUCUCUCGCUGUACUACCCUCGCUCUGAGGAAGAGGAGAGGCGCUGCCUUCCUCUCAUCCCGGCUGACAUUGGCAACUCGGAGGGCGAGCCCGUGGUUCCAGAGAGACAGAUCCGCAUCGCAGAAAAACCAGGCAGCCUGGAAGAUGAGUGUCGAGAGGAGAACCUGGAGCUGGAUUUGGGUCAGGUGGGGAAUCACGCCUUCGCUCGGAUGGAGGGCGACGUGGACAAGCAGAGGAAGCUGAUCCUSCAGGGCCAGAUGUCUGAGGCRGCCGUACAGAAACAGCACCAGAGAAACUACAGUCGCUGGCUGUGUCGAGCGAGAGCAGAGGAUCUGUCAGACAUCGCUGCRCUGAAAGCCUUAUAUCAGACUGGUGUGGACAUAUGCGGCAGGACGGUGAUGGUGGUGGUUGGACGAAACAUCCCAGUGACCCUCAUUGACCUCGAAAAGGCCUUGCUGUACUUCAUCCAUGUGAUGGAUCACAUCACAGUGAAGGAGUAUGUGAUCGUUUACUUCCACACGCUGACCGGAGAGCACAACCACCUGGACUCGGACUUCCUCAAGAACCUCUAUGACGUCGUCGACAUCAAGUAUAAAAAGAAUCUGAGGGCCUUUUAUUUUGUACAUCCAACGUUUCGCUCAAAGGUCUCCACCUGGUUCUUCACCACCUUCAGCGUGUCGGGCCUGAAGGAGAAGGUCCGUUACCUGGACAACCUGCCGCAGCUCUUCACCUGCAUCAAACCCGAGCAGAUCGACAUUCCUCCGUUUGUCCUGGAGUACGACGCACGAGUAAGCGGACCGAACCAUCCCAACGAGGCUUCUGGUCUGUGACAGGACGCCAGCUGGACCUCUUUGCUAGGCGGACGCCGUGAAUUCAGCCCCACUAAGGGGAACCUAUUAAUGGACGUCAGACUGCCUGAGCGGUCUGAACUCACAAACUCCAUCAGGCUGUGAACCGCGGCGGGGAAAAUCUCCCUGUUGACGUUUUCCCGCCAAAAUCGUACGAAGAGAGUCGUCUCAGGUCAGCGGCAGCGACCGUUUGUCGGUCCGGGGUAGUUUCUGGAUUAUUUCUCGCUUAAAGUCUUUUUUUUUUUUUUUUUACAUAUUUUCUCCAAAGCAAAUAAAGAGUCAAGUCACAAAACCUUUGACUUCAUGUAAAAUCACAGACCUUAUCCAGCUGGUAGCUGAAUUUACCGGCUGCAAGUUUCACUAUUCAAUGCAGUAAGUCGCUAUGACAACAAGAGGAGCUUAAAUCUGUGGGGCAGAAGGCAACAUAAAGUUGAAGCAGUAACUUUUCAUCAGUCAUGUACAUGUAAAUCAGAGGUUAAGUCCCGGACAUGAACUCUUUAAUAUGCUGGCAGCGUUUUCAGACUCGCUGCUGUCCAGCUGCUGCGCUGAAAUCUUGUUGGUCUUAAAAAACGUUUCGUGUUUGAACUGAAAGGCAGCCGACGAAACGCUGCACGUCUGUCAGCGUUUAGAGUAAAAUGAGUCAAUAAAUAAACAUUUAUCCCACAAGUUUUUUUUCUCCCCCGACUGAUUACUGCAGUAAUGCAAGAGUUUCAAUGCGUAGCUCUUCGUGUAAACUAAUGAAUACGAGGAUAAAGAGGACGUCUGUUGCCCUUGUUGCACAAGCUAACAUGCAUAUUUUCAUGGUAGACUUAAGUCCAACAAAACAAACAAAACUUUUUUUUUCUUAUUUCAUAUCCAUAUAGGCGUGAAAAUAUUCAUUUUUGGUCAUUUUUCUGGUAAAUCUCUACUGGAAGGCGAACCAUCGCUGCACUCUCCUGUGUUUUGCAGGUUUUCUGAAUUAAUUUAGCUCCGUUCAUCAUUAAACGGUCAGAGCCAAGAAUUGACAAGAUUGUUCCCAUUCGUACAUCAUGUUUUCUAAUUCAUUUAACAUCCUGAUCACUAAUCAGAACCGAUCAAUGGAAAAUAAGCGAAAUCUCUAGCUGAAGAAAUUGAUGCAAAGUUAAAACGGAGUGUUAUCAGGAGUGAUAUUAGCAGGAAAAAAAACCUUAACAAUAGAGUUUUCUUGAGGGAAAACUGAGACUGAUUACUUCCUGAAUUGUAAAUACUGUUUAUAUCUUACAAACUGAAUCAGGUUUGUAAAAGAAAUCCCAUAAAACUACCUAUUUAUUUAAACACACGGGAUUUUUCCUUUUUUUUCCAAAUAAGUGAUUUUAUUUGUAGAAAUUCAACUUUGUCUCUUGAUGUACCCACCAUCCAUAAGAAAAGUACCGUUCACUAUUGUUUUCUUACUUCUAAAACUAACCAUGUUAUAAUUUCUCUGGUUUUCUCAGUUUUCGUCCUCCACUGAUUAAACCGUUUUGGUUCCAUGUUUUCUGUUCGUUCGGUAAAGAAAUAGUUUAGAUUUUCAGAUGUGAGGUUUUGUGAAUGCAUCGUCGGUAAGAACACAAAACUUACCAAGUAUUUUUGGUCUAGUUUCUAAUGUAAAUAUCUUAGGACACUUGAAAUGUAACAAAAUUAAUAUAUAAGUACCAUUUUACUUAACAUAGAAUUAACAUUUUACUUAUAACAAAACAUUUUUCCCAUGUUUAAAGUGAAAAAAGUGGAGCUACUGUAGUUCUUAUCAAUAUUAAGGACUUAAAUCCUUAUAACCUAAAUAACUCCUAUAUCUGGCUGAAAACUUACUUGUAAGUUAGUUUUGUCUUAUUUCAUGUGCACUAAGAUACUAGCACUAGAAACUAGACUAAAAUUACUUGGUAAGAUUUCGUUUUUUCAGUGUCCCUGUGUUUGCAGCGAACCGAGUAAGUCAGAGCUGUGAAAGCCAACAGGCAGUAAAAAUCACGACCUGUUUUAGCUCCUUUCAUUCAGUCAAAGUGAAAAUGUUUGUCUUUACGGAACAUACUGCUGCUGCUGCACUUUUACAAGAAACCAUUAAGUUUGUUGCCGCUUUAACAGCCAGCUGUGCUCCGCGUUGCUGCGAGGAGUCGGAAAAGCAGAGGAACCGUGCUGCCUUUCGACGCUGCUGCACAAAUACAAACUUCCUCCUCUUGUCAGACGAAUCUCAGCUCAUCAAACGGUUUGAUAUCGGCUACAACGUCAACACAAGUUUGAGAACGAUUACUGAUGAUAGCCUCUGUUUAAAGUCAAAAUCUAAACUCUCCCUUUAUAAUUGUGGAGCUUUUUUAGGAUCCCUGCUUUUGUGUGAACUUUCAUCACCGUCUGUUGGACUACAGCUCAUUUCUCGCCAUCCAGGUAUUUUCAUUUCGUUUCAGCUCCGUUGGAAAGGCUCGAGCCUCUCAGGGUGAUUCUCCUUCCUGCAAACAUCCUCAUUUCAGAACGGAUGAAACUCAGAAACUCUGCAAGAGAUUCAUCGUAGGAGACGAUGCUAACCUGCUCAUUUACGAACCAAAGGUUUACGAUAAAAACGUAGCCUUCUAGCUAAAGUGUUUGUUCGUAUGAAAGGAAACGUAAAUGAGAAGAAGUGGAGGUGUUKGAGGAAGAUCCGUUUUACAAUCACUCGCUUCACAAGCCGUCGGCAGAACCGGGAUUUUCUCAUAUGAUGUUUAGCUGAGCCAAUUUUCGACUUUAUGGAAAUGUGAUCUUUUUGUUUUUAUAAAUGUAUCUGUCAUUUUAUUGUUGUUGAUUCAGACUGUCCAAAGCUUUCAGGGUCUGAAGGAAGUCUCUUCUUUUCUGUUUGGAUCUUUUUUUUUUAAUUUUCUGAUUAAAAAUCCUUGACUUUCA